CUUCCAAUACUUAUUCCUACCUGUCCAUCUACCUAUCAACCAUAAUUAACUGCAACUUAGCCUCAUGGCACAAUCCCUAUCACUCCUUUCCUUUCUUCUUCUUUUUUCUUAUUAUUCCACUCUAACAAUGGGGGCCUACAAUGUACUAAACUACGGCGCGGAGCCCGACGGCCAAACUGACUCGGCGAAAGCAUUCCUAAGUGCGUGGGCCGAUGCGUGUGGAUCCGGCAGCCCCGCGACGAUGUACGUACCCGCGGGCAAUUUCUUCGUCAGCCAGGCCGUCUUUCAAGGGCCCUGCAAAAGUUCCGAGAUCAAGAUGUACAUUGACGGGACCGUCGUCGCCUCGUCGAGCUACGACGGGGAGGCGGCCUGGUUGAUGUUCAAGUAUGUCGAUGGUUUGUCCAUCUUCGGCGGGACUAUCGACGGGCAGGGGCGGGCUUUCUGGGCUUGCAAGACGGCCGGUCGGAGUUGCCCCUCGAGCACCACCUCACUUACCAUUGCUAAAUCGAACAACAUCCUCAUCAGCGGGCUGUCGACGGUGAACAGCAAGGGCUUCCACAUCUCCAUUUUUGGCAGUAACGGCGUGACGGUGCAAGGCACGAAGAUCACCGCGCCCGGUAACAGCCCCAACACUGACGGCAUUCACAUCCAGAUGUCGAGCGACGUCACUGUCACGAGCAGCAGCAUAAAGACUGGCGACGACUGCAUCUCGAUCGGCGAGGGCGCGAACAAUGUGUGGAUUGAGAAGAUCAACUGCGGCCCCGGUCAUGGCAUAAGCAUUGGAAGCUUGGGGGAUACACCGUCGGAGUCCGGGGUGCAGAACAUCACGGUGACGUCGGUUGUUUUCACCGGAACGCAGAACGGGCUCAGGAUCAAGACGUGGGGGAAACCGUACAGCGGAUUCGUGAAGGACGUAAAGUUCGAGCACGCCGUCAUGCAGAAUGUCCAGAACCCCAUCAUUGUUGAUCAAAACUACUGCCCUGGCGACGUUAACUGUCCAGACCAGAGCUCCGGGAUCAAGAUCAGCGGGCUGGCGUACACCGACAUCCAGGGAACGUCGGCCACGCAGCUGGCGGUGAAGUUCGACUGCAGCUCGAGCAACCCGUGCAGUGGGAUCACGAUGCAGGACAUCAAGCUCACGUAUCAGAACCAGAACGCGCAGUCCUACUGCAAGAACGCCGGCGGCAGCACCUCGGGAUUUAUUAUCCCUCCGAGUUGUCUCUGACAAUACUAGAUUAUUUGGCAACUGGAGAUUAUUACUACCGAUUACGAGAUCUUAAUUAUAUAGA
Messenger RNA from Ananas comosus (pineapple), 1289 nucleotides. Its product is annotated as polygalacturonase-like. Bases 65 to 1225 code for a protein of 386 amino acids. The transcript has 4 exons. Lineage: Eukaryota; Viridiplantae; Streptophyta; Magnoliopsida; Poales; Bromeliaceae. Gene Ontology annotation, biological process: carbohydrate metabolic process. Gene Ontology annotation, molecular function: polygalacturonase activity. The record is from RefSeq and is a predicted model, not a curated record.